This is a messenger RNA of Cyprinodon variegatus (sheepshead minnow), 1970 nucleotides long. RefSeq names its product brain-specific homeobox/POU domain protein 3-like (gene pou4f4). The record is from RefSeq and is a predicted model, not a curated record. Gene Ontology annotation, biological process: regulation of transcription by RNA polymerase II. The transcript has 2 exons. Bases 218 to 1267 code for a protein of 349 amino acids. Gene Ontology annotation, molecular function: RNA polymerase II cis-regulatory region sequence-specific DNA binding; DNA-binding transcription factor activity, RNA polymerase II-specific. NCBI's taxonomy places the organism in Eukaryota, Metazoa, Chordata, Actinopteri, Cyprinodontiformes, Cyprinodontidae.
GCAGACAGGAGGUCGGCAGGAGUUUCUUCUCCUGGUCUUUUUUUCUUUCCUGACUUUAAGGAGAAACUUCCAGAGUCACAUCUUGGUGACCUUUUUAACAACCAAAGCACCUCUGGUUGGUUUCCUUCCUCUGCGAGGCGUUUCUUCCCAGAACAAAAUCACCAAAACGGAGCCGAACGAGGAAGAAGGACAACGAGCAACCCUCACUUCUGCAAUCAUGAUGUCGAUGAACAGCAAGCAGCCUUUCAGCAUGCAUCCCAUCCUGCACGAGCCUAAAUACACGCCGCUGCACUCCAGCUCCGAGGCCAUCCGCAGAGCAUGCCUGCCCACACCGUCGCUGCAGGGAAACAUCUUCGCCGGCUUCGAUGAGUCGCUGCUGCAGAGAGCAGAGGCCCUGGCUGCGGUGGACAUCGUGGCCCAGAAGAGUCACCCUUUCAAGCCUGAUGCCACCUACCACACCAUGACCACGAUGACCAGCAUGACCUGCACCCCCACCUCUUCCUCCGCACACCUGCACCACCCCUCGGUGCUGACCUCACACCACCACCCUGCGCACCACCAGCCGGCGCAGGGUUUGGAAGGAGACCUGCUGGACCAUCUAACGCCCGGCAUCUCUCUGGGGGGCAUGCCCGGCUCGGACGUCUGCUCCACGGCUUCGCACACGGCUCAUGCCGCCGCUCACAUGUCGGCCAUCAACCACAUGCAGCACCAUCAUCACACUCAGUCCAUGAACAUCCACCCACACGGGCUGGCCUCCCACGGCUCCCUGGGGGGCGCCGGCGGGGACGCGGAGCCCGACCCCCGGGAGCUGGAGUCCUUCGCUGAGCGCUUCAAACAGAGGCGGAUCAAACUGGGGGUCACUCAGGCCGAUGUGGGGGCGGCUCUGGCCAACCUCAAGAUCCCUGGAGUGGGCUGCCUGAGCCAGAGCACCAUCUGCAGGUUCGAGUCUCUGACCCUGUCGCACAACAACAUGGUGGCCCUGAAGCCCAUCCUGGAGGCCUGGCUGGAGGAGGCGGAGCGCGCGCAACGGGAGAAGAUGUCCAAGCCGGAGAUCUUCAACGGCGGCGAUAAGAAGAGGAAACGCACGUCCAUCGCGGCGCCGGAGAAGCGCUCCCUGGAGGCUUAUUUUGCGGUGCAGCCGCGGCCUUCGUCGGAGAAGAUCGCCGCGAUCGCCGAGAAACUGGACUUGAAAAAAAACGUGGUCCGCGUUUGGUUUUGCAAUCAGAGGCAAAAGCAGAAACGGAUGAAGUUUUCUGCAACGCACUGAAGCUGACUGCGGCGGAGCCGCGGCUCUCUGAGCCGCUUUCCACAAACACUAACUAGAGACAAGCUGCCGGAGCGGCUCUGCUGCUGGAGCCGCCCUGUCAGAACCAACAAGGUACCGGAGAACCUGCGUCAGACCCGCAGGGAGCGGAGAGGCGCGGCGCGGCGCACAGCCAAGGCCGCAAGGCCGUUAAAACGCGCACUUAGAACUAAAUCCCUUAGUGAGUCAGAAAUAACCUGAUCACCUUCAUUUAUUACAUUAUUAAAGUAUUAUUUUAAUUCAAUUGAAGCUUUUAGGAAAUGAAGUUUAAAUUUUAGAGCGGAUAGAAUGAAACAUCCCAGAUCAUCGCGGAUCAGAUGAGAACUUCAACCACAUCACCUCCUACUCAGGUUUAUAAUCAAAAUUAAUAGUUUUGAUUCUAAAAUAAAAAUGUUAUCAGAUAUUAGUUUUAGAAAUUAAAUACACUCAUCCUUUACAAAAAAGAGACUAAACUUAGGCCUUAUAAUGAACCAAUAAGUUCUUAAUAAUACUUGGAUAAUUUAUGAACAUAAUAAUUAUAAGUUUAAAUGCUAAAAGACACUUAAUCAAAAUACACUACAAAAAAUUAAAUCUAAAUAAGUCAUUUUUGCUUAAAUUGAGUUAAUUUUUAUUGAUUUGAGGAGGUAGCUAAUGGAGACACUUUGCCACAUUUACAUUUAAAAUAAGA